GUAUGAACACGUUGUUGACCCGCAUAUUAAUGUGCUACAUCACACCUGUGGGCUGAACCCAGACCAACCCACAGGUGUGAUGUGGCAGAUCAGUUGUUUCUGUGUGAUCAUCGAGGAUACACCUAAAGAUGGAGAGAGAUUCUGGAAAGAUGCGUGUUAUGGUGACCGGUGGCACUGGGCUGGUGGGCAAAGCCAUAGAGAAGGUGUUGAAUGAGGAAGGAGGAGCAAGAGAAGGAGAAGAAUGGAUCUUCCUUUCAUCCAAAGAUGCCAACUUAAUGGAUGUAGAAGAGACAAAAGCUGUGUUCCAGAAACAUCGUCCAACACAUGUCAUUCAUCUGGCAGCCAUGGUGGGCGGUCUCUUUAAAAACAUGAGACAGAACCUUAGCUUUUGGAGAAACAACCUCUACAUCAAUGACAACGUGCUACAGACAGCUCACGAGUUUGCAGUGAAAAAGGUUGUGUCCUGUCUUUCUACCUGCAUCUUCCCAGACAAUACCACGUACCCCAUUGAUGAGACUAUGAUUCACAAUGGCCCACCUCACGAAUCCAACUUCGGUUAUUCUUAUGCUAAACGAAUGAUAGAUGUCCACAACAGGGCUUAUUUUAAACAGUACGGUCAACAGUACACCGCCGUCAUCCCCACAAACGUCUUUGGUCCCCAUGACAACUUCAACAUAGAGGAUGGCCAUGUUCUCCCAGGACUCAUACAUAAGACCUACAUAGCACAAAAGGAUGGGACGGCUCUGGAGGUCUGGGGUUCUGGCCUUGCACGACGACAGUUUAUUUAUUCGCAUGAUUUGGCUCGACUCUUUCUUUGGGUACUCCGGGAAUACGAUGAAGUGGAACCAAUCAUAUUGUCAGUGGGAGAGGAAGACGAAGUGUCAAUCAAAGAAGCUGCAGAUGCCGUAGUCGAAGCUUUUGGGUUCAAAGGGAAAGUUGUCUAUGAUACAAGUAAAGCUGACGGGCAGUUCAAGAAAACAGCCAGCAACGCAAAACUCCGCAAAUACUGUCCAGAUUUCACCUUCACUCCUUUCAACAAAGCCAUCAAGGAGACCUGUGAAUGGUUUGUGGCCAAUUAUGACAUGGCACGCAAAUAAGGACUGAAAGACUGAAGAAUGACAUGUUUUUUUUUUUGUUUUUUUGUGUUUUUUUUGGGGUAGUUAGGACUUUAGGUCACUAAUAUUACCCCAGUUGCACUAUUACACUUACACAGAGUACAUUGGCUUAUUAUUGUUAUUAUUAUUAUUAUUAUUAUUAUUAUUAUUAUUAUUAUUUUUAUUUGAGAAAAGCUUAAAUGAUAGCUUGAUAGGAUAAGUACAAAUGAAAUACACCUGAUCAUGAAGUUAGUGGAAAAACACUCAACAACGGGGUGAUGUGAUACAGUCUCGACUCGAAGUAUACCAACACAAAGUCGAAUCCCACCCCAAAGUGUUUUAAUUCCACAUAUACACCACAGGAACGCCAACAUAAACAAGUUUAAGAACAAUGUGUCAUAUUAUUCAUAGUAAGCUUUCGUUGUGAAAGGUCUGAGAAACAAGUUUUGUUUUGUUUUAUUUAACAUCUAUUUCCUCAUCAAUCACUAUUAUAAAGGACUGACAUCUGAGAUUUCUAUCCAUGGUGCUUAAUAAAUGUCUCCACAUAGAAAUGUUCACAAUAUAAACCCCUGAUUCAGCUGUAACUUUAGAAACGAUAUAUAUCGUAUAUUUCUAUAAACCUGAUCAAUAAGAUUUUAGAAUAUAAAAUGUCAGUAAGUUUACUCAACCCUAAGUGAAGGGCAUUUCUAUACACCUUCAAUUUUGAACGCCUAGUUUCUAAUCGGAUCGGGUUUUCCCGAUGUUAAACCUUACAGCUGUUACAGUCAGAGAAUAACACAGUCAAGUUCAUUUUAAAGCAUCGCGAAUGCCUUCAAAUCACUGUAACUCUAAGUGAAGAAAACAUGUAUGGUAACAGUCGCUUAAUGCUACUUCACUGUGAUUUCAUACACACUUGUCCUCUUCAUUUUCAAGCCUUCGCCUUAGCAGUACCCCUUUCGGUCUGAGAAAGAGGUGUGGCUUGUGUCAUUUUCAUUUUCCCCACACUUAUAUAAAUAUAUCAUUAAUAUAUUAUAAUUCAAAUCCAUUGCAAAAGUGCAAUACAAGUAUGUAUUCACACCCUUUUAUUUUUCAGUUAGUCCACAUCCCUACCUCUUAACAACAAAGCAAACACCGCCUACGAGACGUUCUGGCACGUUUCAUCGUUCCCUGGCAUUUUGUUUUUAAUAGACAGGUUCUAAAAUGUCAUGAUUGUUAUCAGAGCUAAAGAGGUCGAUACACAGCUCAGAGGAAGGUCUGGGGAAGGCUACAAAAAGCUUUCUGCUGCAUUCGAGGUUCAUAAGAGCUUAAUAGCCUCUAUAAUUCUUAAAUAAAAUAAGUUUCCAUCAAAAACCAGGACUUUUUUUUAGAGCUGGUCACCUGAAAUCUUGAGCCAAGAAAUCAGGGAGAAAGGUUUUAAUAAGGACCUACUCUAAUUAGAUGAAACAUCACAGACAUGUGAAAGCUUGGUUGGGAUUUGAAUGAAUGAAUAAAUAAACAAACAAACAAAUAAAUAAAUAAAGCUACUAAAGGACAAGAAAAACUUAAUUUAUCCGGUCUGAUGAAUUGAAGUGUGAACUCUUUGGCAUAACUUACAUGCGUCAUCACUUAAUGCAAGAGUGACGAUGAAGCACGGUGGUGGUAGCAGCAUUCUCAUUAUUGGAAAAACCUGAAAAUCUACAAAGCUCGUCAUACUAAAAUCGAUAGGAAGCUGUAAUCGCUGUUAAAAGUGAUUUCAACUUGAAAUUCUGAGUUAGAGGACUUUAUACUUGCUCAAAAAUGCUAAAAUCGUUUUUCUGUUCUGUCAUUUGAAGGGUAUUGCCUGUAGAGUACUGUGCAUUUUUUUUGUGUAACAAGUGAUUGCACUGUACCUUCAAUGUUUGAUGGGUAGGGAUUCAUUUUCAUACCAUUUAAAAUAUGAGGAAGUGAAGUUUCAAAAAACUGAAGGAUUUUACACCUAAAGAAUCGUUGUUUCCUGUCCAACCCUGGUUCUUUGUCAGUUCAAAUGGAAAAUACUAUCUUCUCUACACUAAAAUAAAGAAGUUGUAGGGUUUUUUUUUGUUUAUAUAUAUAUAUAUAUAUAUAUAUAUAUGUGUGUGUGUGUGUGUGUGUGUGUGUGUGUGUGUGUGAACAUGAUUCCAAGAGUGUCAUAAUAAAAUAAAUAAUUUAAUAGAUACUUUCUUUAUGACCAAAUGUUGGAUGUGAUGGAACUUUUGUUUUUGCCGGGAUGUUAACAAUGUUUUUACUCUGAUCUGAACAGUUAGAAAAGUGUUGUGUAUAAUUUGUGAUAAGGUUGAUGAGGAUGUAAUGACAUUCUUGGGCAUCGGUGACUAAACGAAUGAAGUUUAAAUGAAGAUUCUCUGUAAAAUUAUUUUACAGCUUCAGAUUAAAUAUAUAUAUAUCUACGAAACAUGGA
This is a messenger RNA of Tachysurus fulvidraco (yellow catfish), 3486 nucleotides long. RefSeq names its product GDP-L-fucose synthase-like. Lineage: Eukaryota; Metazoa; Chordata; Actinopteri; Siluriformes; Bagridae. The transcript has 10 exons. Gene Ontology annotation, biological process: nucleotide-sugar biosynthetic process. Gene Ontology annotation, molecular function: GDP-L-fucose synthase activity. The record is from RefSeq and is a predicted model, not a curated record. The coding region runs from base 129 to 1097 and encodes 322 amino acids.